Molecule: messenger RNA, 6745 nt
Organism: Camelus dromedarius (Arabian camel)
Lineage: Eukaryota; Metazoa; Chordata; Mammalia; Artiodactyla; Camelidae
Gene: ATP7B
Product: ATPase copper transporting beta
Exons: 22
Coding region: 408-4790 (1460 amino acids)
Biological process (GO): copper ion import; copper ion homeostasis
Cellular component (GO): plasma membrane; trans-Golgi network
Molecular function (GO): ATP binding; ATP hydrolysis activity; copper ion binding
Source: RefSeq, a predicted model, not a curated record
CACUGGAAGACCCCUCUCGGGCGCCCCCGCCCCAAGUCCAGUGUCCGCCGCCCGUUGGAGACCAAUGGGAGGCUCUUGCGCGUCUCGGAUCGAUUUUCCUGGUGCGGAGUUCACUCCCGCAGCCGCUGCGGCGUCUCGGACCCGCGGCACCUCGGAGCCAGGCGCGGAGCCGGAGAGGGAGCUGCGCAGAGGAGACUCGAAGCCGGCGCCCGCAGCGCCGCACCUUCCCCGCGGGCAGUGGGCGAGCCUGGGGAUCCACAUCUCUGGGCCGGGUCUACGCGGCUCACUCUCUUUCAUUUCCUCCCCGGCACGCGCCAGAGGCUGAAGACCGAGGCCAGAGCGCACCAGCCCCAGAGGUGACCUUGGGCUCUGGGCUGCAUUACAGAAGAAAUUAGUGCCUCGGGGAGAUGAAGCCCGAGCAGGAGAGACGGAUUAUAGAUCGGGAAGAAGCCAAUCGGAGAAUCCUGUCUAAGCUUUCCUGGACUGCUCGAGCCUGGGAGCCAGAGAUGAAGCAGAGUUUUGCCUUUGACAACACUGGCUAUGAGGAUGGCCUGGACGGCAUGUGCCCCUCUCAGACGGCCACCGGCACGAUCAGCAUCGCGGGCAUGACCUGCCAGUCGUGUGUGCAGUCCAUCGAGGGCAGGGUCUCCAGUUUGAAGGGCAUCGUGAGCAUUAAGGUUUCCCUGGAACAGGGCAGCGCGGCUGUGAAGUACGUGCCGUCGGUCCUGAGCCUACCUCAGGUUUGCAGUCACAUCGAGGACAUGGGAUUUGAAGCCAGCGUGGUGGAGGGAAAGGCUGCCUCCUGGCCAUACAGGUCCUCGCCCGUCCCAGAGGCCGUGGUCAAGCUUCGGGUGGAGGGCAUGACCUGCCAGUCCUGCGUCAGCUCCAUAGAAGGAAAGAUCGGGAAACUGCAAGGUGUCGUGAGGGUCCGCGUUUCGCUCGGCAGCCGGGAGGCAGUCAUCACUUACCAGCCUUACCUUAUUCAACCCCAAGAGCUCAGGGACCAUGUGAACGACAUGGGGUUUGAAGCCAUCAUCAAGAACAAGGGGGCCCCCAUGAACCUGGGACUGAUCGAUGUCAGACGGCUGCAGAGCGCCCACCCAAAUGUGCCGCUAGCUUCCAGCAAUCAGAAUGGCAGUAACUCAGAGACCUCGGGGCACCGGGGGAGCCAGGUGGUCACCCUGCACCUGGGCGUGGAUGGGAUGCACUGUAAGUCUUGUGUCCUGAAUAUCGAAGACAACAUAGGCCAGCUCCCAGGAGUUCAGAGCAUUCAUGUGUCCUUGGAGGACAGAUCUGCCCAAGUGCAGUACGACCCUUCUUGCAUCUCCCCGGGGGCCCUGCAGAGGGCCAUCGAGGCUCUUCCACCUGGGAAGUUUAAAGUUUCUCUUCCUGAUGGAGCAGAAGAGAGUGGAACAGAAGCCAGACGCCGCUCCCCUGGGCCCCCCAAGGGCCUCCCAGAGCCCGGUGCGCACUGGACCGCGGUGCUCUCCAUCGCCGGCAUGACCUGCAUGUCCUGCGUCCAGUCCAUCGAGGGCCUGGUCUCCCAGAGGGAAGGGGUGCAGUGGAUAUCGGUCUCUUUGGCUGAAGGGACCGGAAUGGUUCUCUACGAUCCGUCUGUGACUAGCGCAGAAGAACUCCGAGCUGCCGUGGAGGACAUGGGAUUUGAGGCGUCCGUCCUGGCUGAAAACCAUUCCAGCAACCAUGUUGGGAACCACAGUGCUGAGAGUUCCACGGGGCAGGCUGGCCCCCCCGUGUCUGUGCAGGAGGCAGCUCCCCACCCUGGGGCACUCCCUGAAAACCACAACCCUGGCCGCUUGUCCGAGUCCCCACCGGCCUCCGAGACAGCGGCCCCGCAGAAGUGCUUCCUACGAAUCACCGGCAUGACCUGUGCGUCCUGUGUGUCCAACAUAGAGAGAAACCUGCAGAAGGAAGCUGGUAUUCUCUCCGUGCUGGUUGCCCUGAUGGCUGGGAAGGCAGAGGUGAAGUAUAACCCAGGAGUCAUCCAGCCCCUGGAGAUAGUGCAGCUCAUCCAGGACCUGGGCUUCGAGGCAGCAGUGAUGGAGGACUACGCGGGCUCGGACAGCGACCUGGAGCUGAUCAUCACGGGGAUGACCUGCACCUCCUGUGUUCACAACAUAGAGUCCAGACUCACAAGGACAAACGGCAUCACCUAUGCCUCUGUGGCUCUCGCCACCAGCAAAGCCCAUGUGAAGUUUGAUCCUGAAACGAUCGGCCCGCGGGAUAUUGUCAGAAUUAUUGGGGAAAUGGGCUUUCGUGCUUCCCCGGCCCAGAGGAACCCCACCGCUCAUCACUUGGACCACAAGGUGGAGAUAAAGCAGUGGAAGAAGUCUUUCCUGUGCAGCCUGGUGUUUGGCAUCCCUGUCAUGGGUUUAAUGAUCUACAUGUUGAUACCCAGCAACGAGCCGCAUGAGUCUAUGGUCCUGGACCACAACAUCAUCCCAGGACUGUCCAUCCUCAAUCUCAUCUUCUUUAUCUUGUGUACCUUUGUCCAGUUCCUCGGAGGCUGGUACUUCUACGUUCAGGCCUACAAGUCUCUGAGACACAGGGCGGCCAACAUGGAUGUGCUCAUCGUGCUGGCCACGAGCAUUGCCUACAUCUACUCCCUGGUCAUCCUGGUGGUGGCCAUCGCUGAGAAGGCCGAGAGGAGCCCCGUGACGUUCUUCGACACCCCCCCCAUGCUCUUCGUGUUCAUUGCCCUCGGACGGUGGCUGGAACACGUGACAAAGAGCAAAACGUCAGAAGCCCUUGCCAAACUCAUGUCUCUGCAAGCCACGGAAGCCACCGUCGUGACUCUUGGCGAAGACAGCUUAAUCAUCAGGGAGGAGCAGGUGCCCAUGGAGCUGGUGCAGCGCGGCGAUACCAUCAAGGUCAUCCCCGGGGGCAAGUUCCCGGUGGACGGGAAAGUCCUGGAAGGCAGCACCAUGGCCGACGAGUCCCUCAUCACAGGAGAGGCCAUGCCGGUCACCAAGAAACCUGGCAGCACGGUGAUCGCCGGGUCCAUAAACGCCCACGGCUCUGUGCUCGUUACUGCCACCCACGUGGGCAACAACACCACCCUGGCUCAGAUCGUGAAGCUGGUGGAAGAGGCUCAGAUGUCAAAGGCACCCAUUCAGCAACUGGCUGACCGGUUUAGUGGAUAUUUUGUCCCAUUUAUCAUCAUCAUUUCAACUUUGACGUCGGUGGUAUGGAUUGUAAUCGGUUUUAUCGAUUUUGGUGUUGUUCAGAAAUACUUUCCUACCCCCAACAAGCAUAUCUCCCAGGUGGAGGUGGUCUUCCGGUUUGCAUUCCAGACGUCCAUCACGGUGCUGUGCAUCGCCUGCCCCUGCUCCCUGGGCCUGGCCACGCCCACGGCCGUCAUGGUGGGCACCGGCGUGGCCGCCCAGAAUGGCAUCCUCAUCAAGGGAGGCAAGCCCCUGGAGAUGGCCCACAAGAUAAAGACUGUGAUGUUUGACAAAACUGGCACCAUUACCCAUGGGGUCCCCAAAGUCAUGCGGGUCCUCCUGCUCGUGGACAUGGCCACACUGCCCCUCAGGAAGGUUCUCGCUGUGGUGGGGACCGCGGAGGCCAGCAGUGAGCACCCCUUGGGCGUGGCAGUCACCAGAUACUGUAAAGAGGAACUUGGAACAGAGACCAUGGGAUACUGCACGGACUUCCAGGCGGUGCCAGGCUGUGGGAUCGGCUGUAAAGUCAGCAGCGUGGAGGGCAUCCUGGCGCAGGGCGAGCGCCUGCAGAACGAACGGACCGCUCACCUGAAUGGGGUCAGCAGCAUCCCCGUGGAAACAGAUGCGGCCCCGCAGACCUUCUCUGUGCUGAUCGGAAACCGGGAGUGGAUGAGGCGCAACGGCUUGACGGUCACCAGCGACGUCAGCGACGCCAUGACCGAUCACGAGAUGAAGGGCCAGACGGCCAUCCUGGUGGCCAUCGACGGUGUGCUCUGUGGGAUGAUCGCCAUCGCGGAUGCCGUCAAGCAGGAGGCCGCCCUGGCCGUGCACACGCUGAAGAGCAUGGGUGUGGACGUGGUUCUGAUCACGGGGGACAACCGCAAGACAGCGAGAGCCAUCGCCACCCAGGUUGGCAUCAACAAAGUCUUUGCAGAGGUGCUGCCUUCUCACAAGGUGGCCAAGGUCCAGGAGCUCCAGAACGAGGGGAGGAGGGUCGCCAUGGUGGGCGACGGGGUCAACGACUCCCCAGCCCUGGCCCAGGCCGACGUGGGCAUUGCCAUCGGGACGGGCACGGAUGUCGCCAUCGAAGCGGCUGACGUCGUCCUCAUCAGAAACGACCUGCUCGACGUGGUGGCCAGCAUUCAUCUCUCCAAGAGGACUGUGUGGAGAAUCCGGCUCAACCUGGUGCUGGCGUUGAUCUACAACCUGGUCGGGAUACCCAUCGCAGCAGGUGUCUUCAUGCCCAUUGGUGUCGUGCUGCAGCCAUGGAUGGGCUCGGCAGCCAUGGCGGCCUCCUCCGUGUCUGUGGUCCUCUCGUCACUGCAGCUCAAGUGCUAUAAGAAGCCGGAGCUGGAGUGGUACGCGGCGCAGGCACAGGGCCGCAUGAAGCCCCUGACCGCGUCCCAGGUCAGCGUGCACAUUGGCAUGGACGACCGGCGGCGGGACUCCCCCCGGGCCACACCCUGGGACCAGGUCAGCUACAUCAGCCAGGUGUCCCUGUCCUCCCUCAAGUCCGACAAGCUGUCUCGGCACAGCACUGCGGCCAAUGACAGAGGGGACAAGUGGUCUCUGCUCCUGAAUGACCGGGAUGAGGAGCAGUGCAUCUGAAAGCCGCAGGCAGGUGCAGACCCCAGCCGGCCUGGCCCCUCUCCCCGUGGCCGAGGCUCGAGUCCAGCAGGCGCGACACCAGCGGCCGGCAGCAGGGUCGUGGGGCCCGUCUCCAGCCCUGGUGCUCCCGCUCCCCGGGCCUCCUUGAUCAUCCCGUCCUGGACACGUGGAUGGUGCUGCCCGGCCCCACGGGCUCAGGGGAGGCGUCCUCCCCCGUGCUGUGGCAGGGCUUGUCAGAAGCCUGCCGGGACAGCCAGCCCUCUGCACAGCCUCUGCUUUAGCAUUUGGGAUGACUGCUCGUGACACGAGGAAGACCUUAUCAGGACCAGAACCUUAGCCAGGCCUUUCCACGGAGCUAAUAAAAACCUCUGGGUCGGGCUCUUUUUGACAACACCCGUGUGCAUCGUGUAUCUGAGACCAGUUUACCUCAAGUGCACCCAUUGAGCUCUGCUGGCACCGCCUCUCCCUUUUCUGCCCUUGACACUGGGGGUGUGGCACCCCAUCAUCCGAGGCCAGGGCUGCCGUCCUCGCUUCCCCGCUGCUGUUCUCGGGUGCCUCUCCGAGGGGCCUGAGUGCUCCUGCCUGCACCCCCAACUCACACGCCCGCUGGAGAGCUCGCCACGCGUCCUCAGGGCGAGAAGAGUUCUUUCUUGCUGCCAAGCCUCUUCUCCGUGGAGUCGUGGCUUCUCACUCCACAGAACCGAGUGCUGUUGCUGACUGUCGCUGCCCAGCUGGAGUGAGGUCUCAGAACCUGAGACUUGAGAAAUUUGUCUUCCUGUGGGAUCCAGGUAGACGGACCCCGGGAGGCCUGUGGUGCAGGAACCUGCUGGCCCAGUUCCUGGGGCUUCAGUUACAUGGCCUCAUAGGGUCCAAUACAGAAUUCAUGGAGGUAGUACCCCAAUGUCGUGCAGCUCCAAGGAAGUGGUACCCAAAUAAGAGAGAGGACACCCUAGUCCUCCACACACUUUGACUUCUGCACGCUGAGCUGGUGCCUUAGGAAGGGGGUGACCACAACUUCCCAAGGGAGAGUCUUUCUAACUUGCAGUGGCCUUUGUGGUUGCGUGACAUUGGAGGGGCAGGUACAGGGCCAUUGUAGACUCUGAGGUCGGUGGUGAUUGGCAGACCACACGGGGGAAGACUAGUAUGAUCAGAGUCUUAGAACAGGCAGAGCAGAGCCUGUUCCCAGUUCUGAGAUGAAGCCUUGUCACACACACACAGUCAUUUGAGUUAUUUAUUAAGUGUCAGCUAUUUUCCAGGGGGAUACAAACACUAUUUAUAAAUUACCUCUAAUCCUCCCAACAAACCAGCAAAGUAGAUAAUGUCCACGUUUCACAGGGGGGAACGGGCUCAGAGAGGCUAGUGAUCUUGCCCAGAAUCACACAGCCAGUGUAUAGGCCAGAGCAGGGGUCUGAAUCCACGUCUGUUGGCUCUGAAGUCUUUUCUCCAACUGGCCUCUACUUGAAUAGUUUGCUUGAUAAGAAUAAACAAGAAAAAGGCCCUUGCACCUGGAAGAAGGGAUCUGCCAGGUGAUAGAUUCAUGGACUUGGAGUGAAAUUCGAUCACAAGGUCGCAUCACCUUCCCUUGGGAUGGUUCCUUUCCAUUUCCAUACAGUUUAGUUUUUGCUGGGUCUUACCCUCUAAAAAUCCAUGCACAGCGCUUUGUUGUGUUUUUACUUUCCAGUCCUCCCUCCCCUCCCAGCCCCUUCCUGCUCUGUCCCCAGUCUUGUCCUCUCUUUACUCUUGGCUGUGCUGGGGGUGUUUCUUGUUUUGUAACUAGGCUGAUCACUGUCUGAAGAAUCUAAUUGUAUUGAUUUUUCAAAAAGCUUUUAGGACCAUAAAUGUCAUGUUUAUAGGGACACGAGAAUAUUUAUAUAAUUGUACGGAAAAUAACCUUUUAGAUGUUCAAAGUAUAAGGAAUUUUUGGUCAGAAAAGAAGAAUUCCUACUUCAGAAACU